AUGGAUCGUGAGUAUGAAGAGGUGAUUGCCAACCAGCCCGUGGUCAUCGAUAAUGGCUCGGGCAUGAUCAAGGCUGGCUUCGCCGGGGAUGAUGAUGUCAAGCUGGUCCACCCCUCCUUUGUGGGGAGGCCCAAGCACCAGCGGGUCAUGGCCGGCGCCGCGGAGGGCGACACUGGGGACAUCUUCGUGGGCGAGCGCGCCGAGAAGUUCCGGGGGAUUCUGUCGCUGAAGUAUCCCAUGGAGCACGGCAUUGUUCAGCACUGGGAUGACAUGGAGCUCAUUUGGCGCCACGUCUACUCCGAGAUGAAGGUUAAUGCAGAGGAGCAUCCUGUCCUCCUCACAGAGGCUCCGCUGAAUCCGCGGAAGAACCGCGAGAAGGCGGCAGAAAUCUUCUUUGAGACCUUUGGCUGUCCGGCACUCUUUGUCUCUGCGCAGGCGAUCCUAUCCCUGUACGCCAGCGGCAGAACAACCGGUGUUGUCUUGGACUCGGGCGACGGUGUCACCCAUGCGGUGCCGGUGUACGAGGGCUUCGCGCUUCCCCAUGCGGCAGGGUUCUUAGUUGUGCUGAUGCUACGCCGCUACGCCAAAAUGAGUUUGUUUCGCAACCUUUUUCCGGUUGGCCGACAAAACACUCAACUGUUUUUUUCUUGA
Molecule: messenger RNA, 651 nt
Organism: Effrenium voratum
Lineage: Eukaryota; Dinophyceae; Suessiales; Symbiodiniaceae
Source: the annotation of a GenBank genome assembly